AACACAGCGGGAAUAUAACACUCACGUUUCUGAAGACAGGAACUCCGGUGUAUGUGGAUCCGCUGGACCUGUGUGGCAGAUGACUCGGAUCGUGCCAGGGAGCAGAGUCUAAGGUGCCGCUGGUCUUCACCAGAGCCCACCGCAAAGCAGGAUGGGCUUGUUGCUGCAGACGACACUCAGGUCACAACCCCCGGCAACGGAUCGACCACACAGGCGGCUGAGGAGAUGCGAAGCACAGAAGGGAUGAGACAACUCUUAGUCAGGAUAGCUGUAGGUCAGGGCAGGAGAUCUGGUACACGGCAAGGCAAUUCAAAGGAACGCUUUCUCUAGGGCACAAGGCAACAAAGAUCCGGCAGAGAACUGAGGAGGGUGGAGGAAUUGAUCAACAAGACACAGUUUACAAGUAAAAAGCAUGGUGGAAGCUCUUUCCAUGAUCUAUGCCAUUGAAAAGGUUAAUAAUUCCACCCUGCUAGAAGGAAUUAAAUUGGGCUAUGAGCUAUAUGACACAUGUUCUGUUACUUUGAAAGCCGUUCAAGCAACACUAAACUUUAUUCCAGAAUUUACAACAAUGCUAAAUUCUACUGACUGCAGCAAUGGAAAAUAUAUAGGACCCAUCAAAGCAGUCGUGGGAGAAACUUAUUCAGAAAUUUCCAUUGCUGUUUCCCAGAUUCUAGGCCUUUAUCUUAUACCACAGAUUAGCCCAGCAUCAUCUGCUGCAGCCUUAAGUGACAAAAUAAGGUUCCCUUCAUUUUUACGAACCAUCCCAAGUGAUACACAUCAAACAAAAGCCAUCGUGGAGCUGAUAAAAACAUUUAAAUGGAACUGGGUUGGAAUAAUUUCAAGUGAUGACGAAUAUGGAAAGUCAGCUCAGGAUAGUCUGAAUAGUCUUCUCAAACUAGAAGGAAUAUGCACAGCUUUUUCUAAAACAGUGCCAUCCUAUGUGGAUCAUCCACUUCUGCAAGCCUCCUUAGACAGUGCAGUAAGUGACAUAAGUGCUAGUUCAACUAACGUUCUGGUUGUAUUUGCGAAAGGCCCUAUUAUUGCCAAACUUAUUAAAGACUGUAUUAAACAGAAUAUUUCCAAAGUCUGGAUUGCCACUGACAGCUGGUCAAUUUCAAAUGAAGUUAUAAGUAUUAAAAACAUUGAACUGGCUGGUACAUUUCUUGGACUCACUUUCAAAAUGGGCUAUAUUAUGGGAUUUGAAGAUUAUCUAAGCAAUUUGAAAAUUCCAGGUCCAGAACAUGUUAAUCAUUUUCUUGAAGAAUAUAAAGAAUUAAGAUUUGACUGUACUGAAGAAUACAGGGAAUAUAUGAAAUGUGUAAAUUCAUCCUCUAAAAACUGUAUUUUUAACAGUCCUUUAGAACUCAAGUCCCCACUUGCAUGUCAAACGGGGAAUCUCUCUUUUGUAAAUGAUAACUUCUUGGUGGAAAAUAUUGAGUGGAGUGAAACAUAUAGUACUCAUUUGGCUGUUAUAGCCAUAGCUAACGCUCUAAAUAAGCUUUUAUGCACAAAUGGAGUUUGUGAAAAAAGGUUGGACUUCUCACCAAGUCAGCUACUUGAAAAACUAAAGAAUGGGACUUUUUCCUUCAAUGGUGAAACUUACCAAUUUGAUUCUUCUGGAGAUCUCUUAACUGGAUAUGAUGUCAUUACUUGGCAUUUCACAAAGACAACAAGCACAGUUCAGAUUGUUGGCAAAUAUGACAUAUCAGAAGGCAAGAUCAGCAUCAACAGAAGCUUUCUUCAGUGGAACACAAAUGAAAACCAGGUUCCAUUUUCAAAUUGCUCCAGAUCUUGCAAUCCUGGGUAUUUUAAAAAAUACUCUUAUAUAAGCUGCUGCUAUGAAUGUGUCCCUUGUGCUAAGGAUGAUUACUCCCCUAUAGCAGAUAUGACUGAAUGCCUAAAGUGUUCAUCUUGGCAAUGGUCAACUAAUGGAAGUGAUCGAUGUACCAACAGGACAAUAAAAUAUUUUGAUUGGAAAGACCCAUAUGCCAUUACGUUGAUGGCCUUCUCAGCCUUUGGGGUUGCUCUUGUGAUAAUGACAAUAGUAUUGUUUGCUAAACACUUUAAUACUCCAGCAGUUAAAGCAGCAGGGGGCUACUACACAUUCUUACUGAAUAUAUCAUUGCUCGUAAACUUGGUGAGCAUAGUAUUUUUUAUUGGAGAACCAAACAACACCAUCUGUAAAAUACGACAACCUUUCUAUGGUAUCAGCUUCACCUUUUCUGUAUCUUGCAUUAUGAUAAAAUCAAUCCGAAUUCUGCUAACAUUUGAAUCAGCCAAAAGACGCAAAGUAAUAGUUAAAUUCAAGUACCUGCCAAUAGUUAUUAUAAUGGCAUUGACUGGAGUUCAAGUGCUUAUUUGUACCUUAUGGCUUUCAAUGGAUGGACCUUACCGUCAAGACAUUACAAUGAAUGACCUCAUAAUAGUAAAGUGUGAUGAGGGAUCUUAUCAGGCAUUUGGCAUCAUGCUUGGCUACAUUGGUUUACUAGCAUUGAUCUGUUUCCUUCUAGCUUACAAAGGGAGAAAACUGCCUGAGAAAUACAAUGAGGCUCGAUGUAUCACGUUUAGCAUGUUGGUCUAUAUGUUUGUGUGGAUUCUCUUUAUCCCAGUUUAUAUAAACACCACAAGUGGCAUGUAUGAUUCAGCAGUACAAGCUGUUGCCAUAUUAGCCUCAAUAUAUGGAGUUAUAUCAUGUCAUCUUUUACAAGGUUGCUAUAUCUUAAUAUUUAAAAGAGAAACUUGUACACGAGAAAAAUACCUGCAGAGUAUCUUUUCAUUUUAUAGAGCUAGGAGAAAGGUUCAGUCAUUAUGUAAAAGCCAGUUCAAUCUGGAAAUUCCCACUGCUGCUCAAAAGCAAGACAUUGUAACUACUCAGGUAGCGCAGGAAGAUUUGGGUUCAAAAAAUGGGCUAAGAAAACGGCACAAUAGCUGUUAAUCGAGGAAACAGAUUCUCUUGUUUGGAUGGAGGGGAUUUACCAAUCAUAUUGAUUAUUCCAGUAAUUGAAUAUUACAGACUGGUUUUACAUUUUUUUUGGUGUAACUUUAUAAGUAACUAGUAAUUUAAUAAUAAUAAAUGACAUUCAAAAACUGUAUUAUCCUUGCAAACAUGUACAUUAUACAUAGUGUGUGUUCACCUAUAUCACCAUCUAGCAGAGAACUUGGCAUUGCCCGGUCUUCCUUCCUACUAUCCCACCUUCAUAUCCCUACUUCAAAUCCCGUCCUAAUAUCCCACCCUCAUAUUAUGUCCUUAUAUUCCCCUUCUCAUAUCCCAACCCCAUAUAUUGUCCUCAUAUCAUGUUCUAAUAUCCUAUCCUCAUAUGCCGACCUUAUAUCCCAUCCUCAGAUCUCAUCCUAUCGUCAUUUCCCUGCCUCAUAUCCCUUGGGCUGGAAAAGGUGGUUACAGUCCAAGGAGACUCUCCUAGGACUGUAUCCUCCUUUUUCAGCCCAAAGGAGCACCUGAAAGCUGAACUAAUUUAUGCAGGCUAAAGUAAGCAACCGCUCAUCUCUACUGAUAUUUGUGAAAACUAAAACCAAUAAAUACGCCGAUAAAUACAAAUCCAGGCCCCCAGCAGCCGCUGCUGGUCACUGUUCUAAAUUGGCGGUGGCUGGGCUGCUGAUCUUGAACAAGUAGCCGGUGCCGUGGCCACUUUAAAUCAGUGACCAGCAACGGCUGCAGGGACUAGCAAGUGGCGUCCCUGACAUUGCUGAGGAGCCACACAGAGGACGUUGCUCGGCAAUUCACUGACUGCCCCAGAUGCCGCCUGAAUCUGAGGCUGCCGGAGUGCAGGGGAGCAGACUAAGGGGGAGGGGGAAAGAUGUAGCACAGAGGGGAUCAGAGAGGGAGGAAUGAUGUGGCACAGGGG
Hyla sarda is the source of this 3863-nucleotide messenger RNA. Its product is annotated as G-protein coupled receptor family C group 6 member A-like. The transcript has 6 exons. The record is from RefSeq and is a predicted model, not a curated record. The coding region runs from base 413 to 2935 and encodes 840 amino acids. Gene Ontology annotation, biological process: G protein-coupled receptor signaling pathway. Gene Ontology annotation, molecular function: G protein-coupled receptor activity. NCBI's taxonomy places the organism in Eukaryota, Metazoa, Chordata, Amphibia, Anura, Hylidae. Gene Ontology annotation, cellular component: membrane.